Molecule: messenger RNA, 1719 nt
Organism: Trichoderma virens Gv29-8
Lineage: Eukaryota; Fungi; Ascomycota; Sordariomycetes; Hypocreales; Hypocreaceae
Exons: 2
Biological process (GO): mitochondrial RNA 5'-end processing
Cellular component (GO): mitochondrion; mitochondrial envelope
Source: RefSeq, a predicted model, not a curated record
UUAGACGUGAAGACGAUAAGACCGCAGCAUCUAAACCUCUGUCCAGUUGAAGAGGAUGCUUUGCUGCCGGUACCGCAGCUCUCUCAUAACCUCGACCGUGUGCUCUUCAACCCGGGAGUCUAUCACAUGCAGGAUGGCCGAUCUCGUGUUUUUAAUUUCGACCCUUAUCUCGCUUCCAUCAUGCCGGUUAAAGAGUUUGAUUUUGAUGCGCUCAGGAGUUAUGUUACCUCAUCCAAGGACGUCAAGCUGAGACAGCUCAGCGCUGCACAUGGGAUGAAGUACUGUGGCUCAACGUCAAGCAUGACUUCAAUUCUCUCCCAUUUCCAUUUCUUGCUGUCUGCUUGGAGAAAACCCAAUUUCGCAUUCUUGUCACGAUCAAUAGAGCCCGAGUCCUAUAAUUUCACUGCCAUAAGCCGUGGCCCUUCUGCAGCCUUUGCUCAUUACAAUGAUGGCACCUAUGCCUUUGAUUCGGACAAGGAAUACGACACAGAGAAUAUUCUGAGCUUAUUGGGCAAGUCAAUGGAAAAGCUCCUCACCCUUCCAAAAGAAGAAUUCGAAAAAUAUAGGCGAACGCGGUCUCAUCAGUUGUCAGAAGAAGAGAGAAAUGCACAGGACUCUUUCCAUUACACGACCUUGGGAGAUUUUAUGAUGCGAUCUCAAUUGGAUGCCUACGAUCCUCGACUUCCUGGCUCUGGUAUGUUUGACUUGAAAACAAGAGCGGUAGUCUCCGUCAGGAUGGAUGUUCGGGGGUACGAGAAAGGCGCCGGCUAUGAAAUUCAGAAGCGAUUUGGCCAGUGGGAGUCAUUUGAGCGAGAGUACUAUGAUAUGAUCAGAACCGUUUUCCUGAAAUAUUCUCUGCAGGUGCGAAUGGGUCGCAUGGAUGGUAUCUUUGUCGCAUACCAUAAUACGCAGCGAAUAUUUGGCUUCCAGUACAUCAGCCUAGAGGAAAUGGAUGUAGCUCUUCAUGGAACAUCCGAUCGUCGACUGGGUGACCAAGAAUUCAAAACAAGUGUCACUCUUCUGAACGACCUCAUGGACAGGGCAACAAAGCGUUUCCCAGGGCGAACGCUGCGAUUACAUGUCGAGACACGGCCAACAAAGAUCCCUCUCACAUAUUUCUUUGUGGAGCCGGUGACGGAGGAAGAAAUGACCACGACUCAGGAAGCUGGCAAAUCGUCAGUCGAGGAACUGGAGCGCGAGCUUCAAAUCCUUAGCGAAGCUGAAAGCGAGGAAAGCCCAAAUGAAGCCGAGAGUACUGAACAAACCGAACCACAGCCGUCCAAUGAAGAAACAGAGCAAAUUCCCGACGAGCUUUCCCGCCAGGACCCACAAAACGAAGCUGCUUGGAACGUUAUGAUGGCAAAGAACCGUGAACUGUUGGGCAUGUACGUUACUAUUCGCAACACAGUGAAUGGUGAAUAUGUCGAGCGACCAACGAACAUCAAGAAAGAGGACGACUUUGACUGGUCAGUUGAAUAUGCCGUCAAUGAACUGUCCGAUAGAAGUGCGCGGAGAAUCUACUCGGGGAUGAAGCAGCGGCGGAGAAAGGUACUUGCGCCAUCGCCUUCGGAUAGGUGGGAUUGGUAUAAGAUGUUCCAGGGGAAACUACCAGAGUUGGCGAAGAAGGGGGAGCAGUUCAGAGAAAUGCGCUCGCAGCAGGAAGCUGGCGGUCCAUUGCACGUUGCAUGGGAGCGAGAAGCUCUGUCCCAGGAAGCCUUC